Molecule: messenger RNA, 2931 nt
Organism: Rhodotorula toruloides NP11
Lineage: Eukaryota; Fungi; Basidiomycota; Microbotryomycetes; Sporidiobolales; Sporidiobolaceae
Product: DNA excision repair protein ERCC-3
Exons: 8
Coding region: 1-2931 (976 amino acids)
Biological process (GO): transcription initiation at RNA polymerase II promoter; nucleotide-excision repair
Cellular component (GO): transcription factor TFIIH holo complex; nucleotide-excision repair factor 3 complex; transcription preinitiation complex
Molecular function (GO): DNA binding; hydrolase activity; ATP binding
Source: RefSeq, a predicted model, not a curated record
AUGAACUCGAAGCGCGCCCAGGACGCGGGCUACAGCGACUCUGACUCUACCGCCUCCGGUCCCGCGCCCAAGCGAGCUCGACGAGCAGCAGCAGCCGCCGCCGCCGCCUCGACCUCUGCGACCGUCGAACUCGGUUCCUCCGACUCUGAAGAGUCUGACGAGGGCAAGAACCCCGACAGGAGCUACAAGGUCACGCGGCAGGAGAAGGCGGCCGAGUACGAGAGCGACUACGAUAUCGACGAUGCGGACGUGGACGAGGUCGAGGACGAGGGGCAGGAAGAGGAGGACGACUUCGUGCCAGAGCGGAGAGGUGCUGGCUCGGCUGCAAAGGGAAAGGGCAAGGCGAAGGCCAAGCCAAAGCCGGCUGGGAAGGGGAAAGGGAAAGGGAAGGCACGAGCGGGAGGAACGCCCGUACCAGCGCCUGGCGAUGCGUCGAGCGGAGGUACCAAGAUCAAGUUCAAGUUUGGUGGUGGCGGAGCAGCGGAGAGCGCGAGCACGUCGGCGACGAUGCCGACGCUCAAGACGCCCGGUGUUGCAGCGUCCGACGCGGCCGGUGCGCUCGUCAGUAGCAACUUCCGCCAGGACCGCGACUACGGCUACCUCCCCCUCCGCCCCGAUCAAGCCUCUCGUCCGUUCUACAUUGUCCCUUCCACCGGCCACAUCAUCCUCGAGAACUUCCACCCUCUCGCCAAGUACGCGACCGACUUCCUCGUCGCCAUCGCCGAACCCGUAUCCCGACCCAAGUACAUCCACGAAUAUAAGCUCACGCCGCACUCGCUCUACGCAGCCGUCUCGGUCGGUCUCGAGACAGAGAAUAUCAUCGAGGUGUUGAACCGCAUGUCGAAGGUGCCCGUCCCGGACGAGCUGUGCGAGUUCAUCCGCGAGUGCACCCAUUCGUACGGCAAGGUCAAGAUGGUCCUCAAGAAGAACCGUCACUACGUCGAGUCGUCCGACCCGGAGACGUUGCGAAUCCUCUUGCGAGACGAGGUUAUCGCAAAGGCGCGAGUGCCGCCCGAGGAGCAGCAGCAGGCGGACAAGGACGGCGCGGCGCCGACUGCGACGUUUGGACUCGAGACGGCCAAGGCACCGACCAAGGCCGGACUCGUCAUUCCCGGCACGUCGAAAGCCGGUCCGCAAAACGGUCAGGCGGGCGCGAACGGCGAAGCUGGCAAGGACAAGCCUCAGCGAACGCAGGAGGAGGAGGACCUCUUCACCGCUGUCGUUGGACUCGAGAAGGAAGACGACAUGGACGACGACGACGAGGUGCAUUCAUUUGAGGUGCGCGAGUCGGAGAUCGAGGCGGUCAAGCGUCGAUGCCUCGACCUCGACUACCGCAUGAUGGAAGAGUACGAUUUCCGGCACGACGAGAUCAACCCGACACUCGAAAUUGACUUGAAGCCAUCUGCGGCGUUGCGGCCAUAUCAGGAGAAGAGUCUGGGCAAGAUGUUCGGUAACGGUCGCGCUCGCUCGGGCAUCAUCGUCUUGCCGUGCGGCGCCGGCAAGACCCUUGUCGGAAUCACGGCUGCGACGACGAUUCGCAAGUCGUGCAUCGUCCUCUGCACCUCGUCCGUCUCGGUCAUGCAGUGGCGGCAGCAGUUCCUGCAGUGGUCGACGAUCAAGGAGUCGGCCAUCUCAGUCUUCACGGCGGAUCAGAAGGAGAAGUUCACGGGCGAAGCGGGAAUCGUCGUCUCGACCUACUCAAUGGUCGCAAACCGGCAGAAGCGCUCGCACGACUCGCAGAAGAUGAUGGACUUCCUCACCUCGCGCGAGUGGGGUUUCAUCCUGCUCGACGAGGUUCACGUCGUCCCCGCCGCCAUGUUCCGUCGCGUCGUCACGAAGAUCAAGGCGCACACCAAGCUCGGCUUGACGGCGACGCUCGUCCGCGAAGACGACAAGAUCGACGACCUGAACUUCCUCAUCGGCCCGAAGCUGUACGAGGCGAACUGGAUGGACCUCGCCGAGAACGGUCACAUCGCCAAGGUCCAGUGCGCCGAGGUGUGGUGCGACAUGACGCCCGAGUUCUACCGCGAGUACCUGCGCGAGUCGUCGCGCAAGAAGAUGCUCCUCUACUGCAUGAACCCGCGGAAGUUCCAGGCGUGCCAGUUCCUCAUCCAGUACCACGAGAACCGCGGCGACAAGAUCAUCGUCUUCUCGGACAACGUCUACGCGCUCGAGGCCUACGCCAAGAAGCUCGGCAAGCUCUACAUCCACGGCGGGACCCCUCAAGUCGAGCGCAUGCGCAUCCUGCAGAACUUCCAGCACAACCCAAUCGUCAACACCAUCUUCCUCUCGAAAGUCGGCGACACCUCGAUCGACCUGCCCGAGGCGACGUGCUUAAUCCAGAUCUCAAGUCACUUUGGCUCACGCAGGCAGGAGGCGCAGCGGCUUGGCCGGAUCUUGCGUGCGAAGAGGAGGAACGACGAGGGAUUCAACGCCUUCUUCUACUCGCUCGUCUCGAAGGACACACAGGAGAUGUACUACUCGUCGAAGCGCCAGGGCUUCCUCGUCGACCAAGGAUACGCCUUCCGCGUCAUUACCUCUCUCGACGGCCUCGAUCAGCUCGACAACCUCGUCUACCCGACCAAGGCGGAGCAGAUUGAGCUUCUCCAGUCCGUUCUCCUCGCGAGCGAGACGGAUGCCGACGUCGGCGGUGACGAGGUCUCGAAGGCGCCGAGCGGAGCGGCGAGUGGCUACAACAGCCCUGCGCCUGGACGGCGGGAUGGUGCACCGCAGGCGACGAGGAUCGCCGGCAGUCUGCAGGCUCUCAGCGGGCGCGUCCUCCGUGGUCAGAGCAUGGCUUACAGCGAGCGACAAAAGUCGGCAAACAAGCAGCUGUCGAAGGAGGCCAAGUCGAACCGGCACAACCUCUUCAAGAAGCGCGACGAGGCAGCCAAGAAGCGCGCAAAGGACCGCGCGUCCGGCCACCUCUAA